Molecule: messenger RNA, 423 nt
Organism: Belonocnema kinseyi
Lineage: Eukaryota; Metazoa; Arthropoda; Insecta; Hymenoptera; Cynipidae
Exons: 1
Coding region: 1-423 (140 amino acids)
Source: RefSeq, a predicted model, not a curated record
AUGGCCCCAAUCGACAUUUCCACGCGGGUAGUCGUUUCUUACUUUAAGUUUAAAAUUCAAUUUCUACAGGUUUUUCACAGCGAGGAGGACAAAGUGUGGGUAGAAGGACCUGUGACUCUUUGUGUAACUGGAGGAGGACAUCCUGCUGUAGAUCAAAUUCGACAACUUCAUCAUAGAGAUCUCAAAAUAAUCGUCCCUUACUUACUAUUUAUGCCAAUCUGGCUUAGCAGCAUACCAUCAUCUUCAUUAGCGACAGUAUCUAUUAUGCGUCUUUUUCCAAUGGCAAAUAUUUUAUUCACAGUUGCUUCUUUGAAUGAAACAAUUAAAUAUACGUUUCAUUUUUCGAGAAUUUUAUCUUUCAUCGAACAUUGUAUUUUAUCUUAUAUAACUCUUACAUUUGUACUCAAAUGUCUCUUACAAUAA